Molecule: messenger RNA, 972 nt
Organism: Phycodurus eques (leafy seadragon)
Lineage: Eukaryota; Metazoa; Chordata; Actinopteri; Syngnathiformes; Syngnathidae
Gene: mc1r
Product: melanocortin 1 receptor
Exons: 1
Coding region: 1-972 (323 amino acids)
Biological process (GO): G protein-coupled receptor signaling pathway
Cellular component (GO): membrane
Molecular function (GO): melanocyte-stimulating hormone receptor activity
Source: RefSeq, a predicted model, not a curated record
AUGGAGUUUUCCAACACUUCCCAGAACAACAUCUUUAUGCACCAUGACUACUUGGAUGACUUCCUGCAAGACAAUGAGACCAACUCCAGCGGCGCAGAACCCACCUCCGCAGGCUGCUUCCAGCUGCAGAUCCCACAGGAGCUCUUCCUGUCACUGGGCCUCAUCAGCCUGGUGGAGAAUAUCCUGGUCAUAGUGGCCAUAAUCAAGAACCGAAAUCUUCACUCGCCCAUGUACUACUUCAUCUGCUGUCUGGCCGUAUCCGACAUGCUGGUGAGCGUCAGCAACGUGGUGGAGACUGUCGUCAUGCUACUGCACGACCACGGCCUGCUGGACGUGCAACCGGGCAUGCUGCGCCACCUGGACAACGUGAUCGACGUGAUGAUCUGCAGUUCGGUGGUGUCGUCGCUCUCCUUCCUGAGCACCAUCGCGGCGGACCGCUACAUCACCAUCUUCUACGCGUUGCGCUACCACAGCAUCAUGACCAUGCAGCGCGCCGUGGGCAUCAUGGCGGCGGUGUGGCUGGCCAGCAUCACCUCCAGCAUCUUCUUCAUCGUCUACCACACGGACAACGCCGUCAUCGUGUGCCUGGUGACCUUCUUCUGCUCCAGCCUGGUCUUCAACGCUGUGCUCUACCUGCACAUGUUCCUGCUGGCGCACAUACACUCACGCAGCAUCACCGUCAACUUCCGCAAGAAGCGGCGUCCGUCCACCAGCAUGAAGGGCGCCAUCACGCUCACCAUCCUGCUCGGCGUCUUCAUCGUAUGCUGGGGACCCUUCUUCCUGCACCUCAUUCUCAUCCUCACCUGCCCCACCAGCCCCUUCUGCAACUGCUUUUUCCGGAACUUUAACCUCUUCCUCAUCUUGAUCAUCUGUAACUCGCUUAUAGACCCUCUCAUCUACGCCUACAGGAGCCAGGAGCUGCGCAAAACUCUACAGGAGCUGCUCCUGUGCAGCUGGUUCUUGGGUGUGUGA